AUGUACACCGGAAAAUGGCCGCUCCUCCAGAUCCCACACCAAGCUUGUGACUGACUCCAGGCACUACAACUACACUGCGAUCACACAGCGCUUCUUGUAAAAAUACAGAACAAGGAUUGAUCAAAAACAUCUAAAAUAAAGCAGGAAUGGUGCAGACGGUGCGAAUCAUCAGCCUGGGACACAGAAUCAGCUGAUGGCGGCACAUCCAGGCAGAUUACUAGGUCCAGUUGCAUGCUCAGUCUUCAUGAUACUAGAUUAAGUUCCAUGAUCCGGGAAUCAACCAUGAACCAUCCUGUGAGCAGCUUGUCAGAUCAGACUAUCAUCACAUCACAUCACUAACAUGCAGAGGAAGAGGAUGGAGAUCCCUGCUUCUGACAACGGUUAUAGCCACCACCAGCAGACAUGUGAGGGCUGGAAUGGUUGGGGUAUGAUCACGUCUCCAGCUUGCUCUCCUUCUGCAUUACCUACUCUUUCUCCUCCAUCUGGUUAUCACCAACAUCUAAACGGUGUACCUCAGAACGGGCCGGCUGCUAUGGGUCCUCCAGCAAUGCCAGUGAACUCGGACUAUUCGCAGCCCGGGGCAGCGUACUGGUCCCACCUACAGCCACACUGCAAUGGUGUGUAUAAACCUGUUCCUGAUACAAGAAGCCCAGCACAGACAUCACUACAGGGAAUCAACUCACAACUGACGAGUCCUAUAUCCAGCCCUAAAUCAGAGUCCCGCUAUGGUUUGGACCCUCAGCUACUACCCAGUGUUGUGCAGGUAAUGAGUGAGGACAGGGCUCAGUGGGAGGGGAAAAUAUUUGCAUCUGAGCCUCAGUCCUCUGUCCCGCCACUCUCUAGCACUUCCUGCACUCUGGAGGACAGAGGUAACGCGACUGCUCGAUUUAUUCGCUGCACGUCCUACAGCUUUCCUGUUGAGGCCCAAUCGGCACAGCAGAGCCAUCUGCCACUGGCGGCCAUUUUCUGCCCCAUGGCCAGACCUGAGAUUAAAGAGAUACCAGUGCCAGUGUGUAACACAGGGGACUGUAUUAAGGGCUGUGGUGUGUGUGGUGCCUUUAUGAGUCCUGCUAUGAGCUGGCAGGACUGCGGGCAGCGCUUCUACUGCCCUUUCUGCGGCAAACUCACGGAAGUGCCAUGGCAGUCAUAUCAGCCAACAAACAAGGGGCAACGAGUUGACCGGGAGAAGAGGCCAGAGCUCAGUCUGGGUUCAUAUGAGAUCCUGGAAACACAAAAGGGACAACCUGCUGUGUUGCUCCUAGCAAUUGAUGUCACUGCUGUUGCAAUAAGAUCAGGACAACUGGACUUCAUCUGCCAGCAGCUUUGUACCCUCCUCCAGUCUUUAAAUGGGGGAGAAGAUGAGGCACAAUCAGACCUGAGAGUUGGUUUGAUUACUUAUGACAGUAGAAUCCACCUCUAUGAUCUCAGUCCGAUGUUGUCCCGCCCCCACUUGAUGGUCCUGACAGACACAGAUGAGCUGGAACUUCCUGUGCAGGAGGGGCUUCUGGUCCCACUCAGAGACUGCAGACACACUGUAGAGAGUGUUCUACAACAAAUUCCGCUGUUUGAUGUGGAGAUGCAGGACAGUUCAGGCUCGCAAGAUCUUCCUGUUCAAGCCGGACUCAAGAUCCUACAGGCUGCAGAUUGUCCUGGGAAGCUGUUGAUCUUCCACUCUUCACCUCUUACUGAGAGCUCAGAGAAGCAAAGCUCCCUGAGCUUCUUUUCCUCCAGCAAACCAAAGUCAAUCUUCCAGGCACCGGACUCUUCUGCAUCACUGGCUAAGGCGUGUGUCAAUCAAGGCUGCAGCGUUCAGCUUUUUGUGUUUUCACAGCCGAAUGUGGGUGGGGCUUGGCCAGGACAUAUCCCUUUCCUCACAGGGGGAAGGCUUAUCUGCUACAACAGCCUACAGUCUGCGCUGGAAAGAGAGCGUUUCCUUGGAGAUCUUUGGAGGGGCGUGGACAGUGACAUGGCCUACCGAGCUCAGCUUCGACUUUUUGUUAGCAAAGAAUUACGAGUGUCUGGUUGCUAUGGCGCCUUCCUCCCUGGCCCUGAAUCCCACUGUGUUGCCAUGGCAGCGCUUGAUUGGCACACAGCCCUGGCAUUUGAGUUCACUCACAGCAAGUCGCUUGAUGAAACGAGAGGUGUGGCGAUACAGGCCGUCUUGUCAUACAGUGGAUCCAGAGGAGAGAGAAGGACGCGGGUACACACUGUCACUCUGACCUGCUCUCAGAGCCUGAUGGACACAUUCAGGACCAGCCAGGCCGAGACGCUGCUGACUUUCUACUGCAAGAAGAUGUAUUGCUUGGCGUUGGAGACACCUCUGCAGUGUCUUCGUGAGGAGCUGCAGAUUGAGAUCACAGAAGCUUUAGCUUGCUACAGGAAACACUGCUGCACUACUUCUGUCUCCCCUGGACAGCUGGUGAUGCCUCAGUUUCUGAAGACUCUCCCAGUCUACAUUAACAGCCUGAGGAAGAGUGAGGUUCUCCUCCCGGGUCUGCGCAGUUCUGUUCAUCAGCGCCUGCAGCUGCGCAGUGUCACUGUCUCCAUGGAUACACGCAGCACCAUCACUCAGCUGUACCCACUCCUCCUGCCUCUGCUGGUGAAUACUGAGAGAGACUCAGUGCCCUCCAUCGACAUGGCGUUGCGCUGCUCUGCCUCCAGCCUGCAGUCUGACAGUCUCUACCUGCUCUAUUCCCCGCUGACACUGAUACUCUGGGUGGGCAGCCAGGUUUCCCCUCAGGCCUUAAUACAACUCUUCAACACAACCUCCUUCUUAUCACUGACAUCGGGGGAGAUAAAACCUCCUGUGCUGGAUACUCCUCUCUCUGUCAGCCUUCAGAAACUCAUCAGCACUUUACAGUCCUAUGCAGCUGUGACUCUUAAGUUGAAGGUGGUGAAAGAAGGCGACAGUUGUGACGAGUGUGUACAGCAACUCCUGGUGGAAGACAGGAGUCCUAACGGAGGCGCGUCCUAUGCCGACUUCCUGUUCCACCUUCAUGUCAAUUCUCUACGCCGUGUUGUGGGAUGAUGUUGUGGCUGCAUUUUUAAUAUGUCUUAACAUCUUGUAUCUUCAAUCAGGGACAAAGUGUCUUGUUUUAUUUAUUUAUUUAUUUAUUUAUGUUCAUCAGAGAGCGACAUGGCUGGUCAGGCUGACCAGGACUCAGGAUGAGGCGUAAUGUACGAAAGAUGAGCCCAAUUUUACAUUCUUUAAUUUUUGCACUUGCAUGCGAACAUUCGAAGCAAUAAGAUAUUAAAAUUUAUACUCGUUUUAUGCUCAACGCAUCACCGUUUCAGUUUUUAUACCAGUAGUGUAUGCUUAACAUGUGUGUGUGUAUGUAUGUGGGGGGGAUUUAUCUUUGGAUUUGUAAAUGCUCAAAUAAACUGAUGUGUAUAUGAUGCUCAAAUAAAUA
This is a messenger RNA of Neoarius graeffei (lesser salmon catfish), 3410 nucleotides long. RefSeq names its product protein transport protein Sec24C. The transcript is spliced from 22 exons. Gene Ontology annotation, biological process: intracellular protein transport; endoplasmic reticulum to Golgi vesicle-mediated transport; COPII-coated vesicle cargo loading. Gene Ontology annotation, molecular function: zinc ion binding; SNARE binding. NCBI's taxonomy places the organism in Eukaryota, Metazoa, Chordata, Actinopteri, Siluriformes, Ariidae. Gene Ontology annotation, cellular component: endoplasmic reticulum exit site; COPII vesicle coat. The record is from RefSeq and is a predicted model, not a curated record. Bases 341 to 3028 code for a protein of 895 amino acids.